GACGCGCACAUUGGCGCAGCGGGGCUGAAAGGACGUCGGCCGCUUCUCUUCGCUCCCCCGUUAGUGCGAUAGUCAUGGCUGCUGACGGGGUGAAUGAACGGUCCCCGCUGCUGUCAGCGCCCAGUUCGGGCAAUGUCACCCCGACGGCCCCGCCGUACUCCCCAGCCGGCAGCCCGAGAGCAGAACUCCCGCCACCUUACACUGCCAUCGCUAGCCCAGAUGCCAAUGGUGUUCCUGUAAUAAAUUGCCGUGUGUGCCAGUCGCUAAUCAAUUUGGAAGGGAAGCUUCACCAACAUGUGGUCAAGUGCACAGACUGCAAUGAAGCUACGCCAAUCAAAAACCCUCCUUCAGGGAAAAAGUAUGUUAGAUGUCCAUGUAACUGUCUGCUUAUCUGUAAGGAUACAUCACGGAGAAUAGGAUGUCCAAGGCCCAAUUGUAGACGCAUCAUUAAUCUUGGUCCAGUUAUGCUGAUUCCAGAGGAGCAGCCAGCACAGCCUGCAAUACCUGUUCAGCCAGAAGGCACUAGAGUAGUGUGUGGACACUGUGGAAAUACAUUUCUAUGGAUGGAACUGAGGUUCAACACUUUGGCAAAGUGCCCACAUUGCAAAAAAAUUUCAUCUGUUGGAUGCGCUCUCCCACGAAGACGGUGCUGUGCCUAUAUUACAAUUGGAAUGAUAUUUAUCUUCAUUGGGUUUGGAUUAACUGUUGGUACCCAGGAUUUUGCCAGAACAUUUCAUGCCACUUAUGUUUCAUGGGCUAUUGCUUACCUCUUCGGCUUGGUCUGCCUGGUUCGAGCCUGCUACUGGGGAGCUGUAAAAGUCAGUUAUCCAGAACACAGUUUUGCAUAGACUUCUAAUAGUAUCUUAUUGGAAAAUGGAGCUUUCUAGAGAAUCUGAUGAUUAUAGGAGCUGAGUAAUUUAAACAGUUUUCCUAUUAAAUGUUUCUGUUUUGUUACUAAGUUUUAAGGCUGGGGAUCCUUUUAAGAACAAAUGUUCAUUGCACUACAUUAUAUGCAAAUAGUUUGUUUUGCUGCUAGAUUCCCAAACUCUGAAUACUAAAGCUUUGUUUACACAAUUGUACAUCUGUCUUAAAAGAACUGUUGAAUUCAACUCCAAUUUACAGUAUUUUUCUUUCUGUAUUAAACGUGCUUGUGCCAUUUGGGGAUGAAUAUGUAAAAGCAAGAAAUAUUUAUAUGUGUUUCUACAAGUGCUUCACAUUUGUAUGUACACUUUUAAAACUGUCAAAGCAACGUGCUUUAGAAUGUUAAGCAAUAAACAUUUUGCUUGAACUGCUUAGUUUAACUUUCACCUAAGAUCAGCGUGACCUUAAAGAGUGUGCAUCAUUUUCAAAAAAGUGGAGUUUUUCUUAGGGAUAUACUAUCCUUUCAGAUUUCCAGUUUGAGAAAUGCAGUAUUUUAGUAGGCUACUUAAAGAAAAAAAGUUCAUUUAUCCUCUACUGAAAUUCAACUUGAAUAUUUUUUUUAAAAUCUUGGAUUUUUUUUUUUUUUAACAUCCAAAGCCAUGAUUGGAUUUCUGGAACUUCCCUAUGGUUAUUUGUAUGAGUUCCUUUACAGGGUCUAAAUAAGGGAAGCAUUUGAUAUGACUUUAUACAUUUAGAUGAUUUUAGAGUGAUGUUGGGCUAUCUCUUAGUUUGUUUAGAUUGCCAUUUAUUUUCCAUAAUGGGAGAAUAACUCUCCAGUCAUUAUAAAGGGACAUAUUUAUAGCUUUACGCAGCUAAUAUGAAAUGAAAUAGAGCAGUUAUUCUGAUCAUUCCAUCAAUGUGUAGCUGGUUGGUACAAUAUUAAAAACUAAUCAAGUGAUAAUAAAAAUGAUAGAAUAAAAAUAAUAAUUUUCUCAAGACUUGUUCACAAAUAGAAUAUUGGGACCAGUUAUUGCACUGACCAAUUUUGAAGUUUUACAGAACAUGGUUUUUUUAAAAAUUCUGGGGGAAUACCCUGAGCUUUAGAUUAUAGUAGUCCUUAGGCAAUGGGAGUCAAGAAAGUAGAUUAAAGUGGAUUUUCUAGGAUUAUAUAUAACAACCCUGAUUAAGGACAAAGCGAUGCUUGGCUGAGGAUUUGGAGCACAAAAAAAAUAAUAAUCCUAAAUGUACAUGGAAGUUGUCUUUGUAUAAUGUUAAAUGUACAAAAGCAGUAGCUCAGGUUUAUCAUGUACCUUUUAAAAUAUACUAAUAAAGAUGAUUAUUGAAAAUGAA
Molecule: messenger RNA, 2211 nt
Organism: Python bivittatus (Burmese python)
Lineage: Eukaryota; Metazoa; Chordata; Lepidosauria; Squamata; Pythonidae
Gene: PIP4P2
Product: phosphatidylinositol-4,5-bisphosphate 4-phosphatase 2
Biological process (GO): phosphatidylinositol dephosphorylation
Cellular component (GO): lysosomal membrane; late endosome membrane; plasma membrane
Molecular function (GO): phosphatidylinositol-4,5-bisphosphate 4-phosphatase activity
Source: RefSeq, a predicted model, not a curated record